AUGAGCCACCACAACGCUCCGAAGCCUUUCGCUCCGCUGGCACCAGGGCCGCCACGCAUGGUCACACCACAAUCAUCGAUGGCUUGCUCUGGACCUCCUGCCCCAUGCAAAGCUUGUCUCGGCGCCAGUAGCGAGUCCGAUUGCCAUUUCGACCCAACCAAAGACCUCAGACGCAGAGUCGCCGUCAAACGAACGAUCCAGGAGUUGACAGAUCACAAGACUUUACUGGAAGGAGUGUUGAAGGCACUGCGAUCGACAGAUUUGGACAAGGCUCAAAAUCUGGUGGAUCUAAUAAGGAGAGGCGGAUCUUUGACUGACAUCGCUCGUGCUGUCGAAAUCCCCAUCGCACGAUUCGCAGAUUCGAAAGCGUUAUCAGCUGCGAGUUUAUCAAUAUCAGAAGAUAUGGAUCAAGAGUUGGAUGCGGCACUCAUAGCACAGCUCCAGCUAAGGAGGGGCUCGGACUCCGAUUCACUACCGGGUUGCUCAGAGCAAGACAAGCAGAAGGUCUCACCACAGGCUGCAUUUGAUCCGUAUGCACGCGUAACCUUGGAAAACCUCUGUGAUGUCCCCUUGCUAGAAGUCCCCGCCAAGCCAUGGACAGAGGUCACUGAUGACAAUGAUCUUGUUUCACAUCUUGUGUCGCUAUACUUCACCUGGGAUCAUCCGUGUGUCCAGUUUUUGGACCAAAAAAUCUUUCUUGAACAUAUGAGGCGCGGAACCCUCGACUCCGAAUUUUGCUCUCCCGUGCUAGUCAAUAGCAUUUUAUCCAUGGCCAGUACCUAUUCCGAUCGUGCCAAGGUGUUCUCUGAUCCCGAGGAUACGUUCUCCCGAGGUCAGAAUUUUCUCUCGGAGGCUGAGAGGGCGCUCCGAGCCGAAGAAGGAGCACCGCGUUUGGCAACUGUCCAGGCUCUUCUCUUGAUGUGUUAUGUGUUGUCAUGUCAUGGUAAGGCCAAUUUGAGCUGGCAGAUGUUGGGAUUGGCGAAUCAGAUGGCACGGGAUUUAGGCCUGUUUGGGCAUCGAAAUUCCAAGCAGCGUGCAAGAGUCCAGUCACAGGAAAUGGAAGAAGUUCGCACCAUCACCACAUGGAGUAUAUUCAGCUUGAGCUUGCAAAUAUCGACCAAGCUCCAAAGGGAAAAUAUGGCACAGCCUUUAUAUGACCUUGAAGUCGGAGGGGAUAAUGACUGUGACUGGACGCCCUAUCCGCGGUCAAACCAAAUAACUUUUGCGACCCAACCAGCACGUCUUCCUCAAAUCCGGAGGGGGCUCUGCAAAUUAACAGAGAUUCUAGCUCAUAUCCAUCGCAUUUUGGACGACGAGGGCCUGCGUGAAGAGUUCUCUACUCUCCUGGGCAGAGCAGAGGACCCGUAUAAUCGUUUACAGCAAUGGUUGGCAACCUGGCCCGAUGCCUCAGAGAUUGAAAAAGAGCCGAUCCCACAACUCCUCAUUCUCCGGCUCCAAUGUCUUCAAGCAGUCACGAACCUACUUGAAGUGCUGAUUGAAUGUGAUUCGCAGGGAUCCGUAACCUCUCAAUUGCGGAAACAGUGGUGCGAUUAUAUGAAGGAGAUAAGUUGUUGUCUUCGCCUCUACCGCACUUCCUAUGGGCUCCGGUAUAUCCCCAGCCAGUUGGUCACUGUGGUUCAAUCAGGCCUUCAUGCCCUUCUUUAUCAGUUAGAAGAUGCCUUUGAAGCGAAGGAUGCGUUCGUUGAGCUUUCUCGUUUCGGAGUUUGCCUGAGCCAGCGGUUUAAACCAAUCGCCGAGUCCAUAAACACAAUUAUUUCACUGUCUCAACGCGGAACUGCGAGCCUUCCCCCUGAGGCCAUCGCGGUCCUCGAUGGUUCCGAAGCUUGA
Molecule: messenger RNA, 1848 nt
Organism: Penicillium verhagenii
Lineage: Eukaryota; Fungi; Ascomycota; Eurotiomycetes; Eurotiales; Aspergillaceae
Product: putative C6 transcription factor
Exons: 6
Coding region: 1-1848 (615 amino acids)
Biological process (GO): DNA-templated transcription
Molecular function (GO): DNA binding; zinc ion binding
Source: RefSeq, a predicted model, not a curated record